AUGUCUGAGAAGUUUGUUCAUGCUGUUUUGAAUCAUGCAUAUGGUUGUAGCACUAGUUCAAGGUCUUUGUCUCGUUCUAAUUCUGGUUGUAGCACUAGUUCUGGUGCUAGUACUUCAAACUCUUGUAUAAGUGAAAGUCCUAAGCUUGUAAGGGUGGUCGAUCAUGAUGCGGACAAGGCCAAGCCUCUCAUUAUCGAUGAAUGGCAUUAUAUUUUUGACAAUAUUGGUAGAGAAUUUAUGGGUGGUGUUAAAGAUGUAAGGAUUGCUGUUGAUCAGUACAAGAUGUGUACUGGUUACAAGAUUGUUAUUCUUAAAAACGACAAGACUCGUUUUACUGCGAAGUGCGAAAAUGAUGGUUGCGGUUUUGGUUUGAGGUUGAAGAGUCCUGCUGUGACAACCAAAUUACUUAAGCAUUUGAUUGCUGACAAUAUACAGGGUGAUCCCACUUUAAAACUCAAACAAAUCAUGUCACUCUUUAAGAAGACUUAUGGGUCCAAUAUUAAGUAUCGCCAUGCCCAUAGAGGGAAAGAAGAUGUAUUUGAAGAUCAGUAUGGUGACGACAAGAAGUCGUAUAACGAUUUAAAUUGGUAUGUGAAAGCCAUUGAGAAAACUAAUCCUGAUAGCUUUGUGAAACUUGAAGUUGAUCAAGAAACUGGAAGAUUUCAGCGGAUUUUCGUUUGUUUCGGUUCUUGCAAGCAUAUCUAUAGGUAUCUCAGGCCCAUGAUUUACUUGGACGCUACUUUCCUCACUGGUAGAUUCAGGAGUACUUUGAUGGUUGCAACAUGUAUCAAUGGAAAUGAUGGUUUUUACCCGUAUGCCUUUGCUAUUGUUUUAUAUGAAAACAAAGAAAAUUGGUUUUUGUUUCUGGAUAAUCUUAAACAAGUGGUCGAUGGUCGUCCGAUUGUUUUCCUUAGUGAUCGUCACGAAGGACUUUUGCAGGGCAUUCCAAGAGUAUUUCCUGGUUCAUAUCACAGCUAUUGCUUUUACCAUAUCAAGUGCAAUCUCCCUGUUGGAAAAGGUGAUGCGAAUUAUAAUGCCGUUAUUGAUUUGUUUUACAAAGCGGCUUACUCUUACACAUCAACGAACUUUGAAGAAGCUUUGCGUGGCAUGCAUGCUAUUGGUUGUGGACAUGUUGCUAAUUAUCUCAAGGCCAUUCCAAAGGAGAAAUGGGAAAAUUCAUUUUUCCCUGUAUGCAGAUAUGCUGCGCACUCUUCAACUCUUUCCGAGUCAUUCAAUAACUGGAUUCUUGAGUUAAAAAAGUUGUCUUCUUUUGCUCUUCUUGUUGCGAUACGUUUGAAGGUUAUGCAGAUGAAUUCUAAGAGAAGGGUAGAAGGUCAAGAAAAUUUUAACACUAGGCUCAUUCCCGUAUACGAGGAUAUACUAAACGAGAACAUCAAAAUUGGUCGUACUUGGACUGUUGUUGAGUCUAUGGAAAGAUUGUAUGAAGUCAGGUCUCCCCGCACUCAUUCUGUAGAUCUGUUGGAGAGAAAUCUGAUCAUCUUUCCAAUCCCCAAUUAUGACAAGCCGCAGUCUUAUGAUCCUAGUGAUAGGAUUAUUGUUCCUAUUCUUGUGCCUCCACCUGGUAGACAAAGAGAACAGUGUUUCAAGAAGGCUUGGGAGAAGCAAAAGAGGCCUAUGAUGUGCAAAAAGUGCUUCACUCUUGAUCACCACAACAGAGCUACCUUCCCCAUGCCUUGA
Molecule: messenger RNA, 1698 nt
Organism: Papaver somniferum (opium poppy)
Lineage: Eukaryota; Viridiplantae; Streptophyta; Magnoliopsida; Ranunculales; Papaveraceae
Exons: 5
Coding region: 1-1698 (565 amino acids)
Source: RefSeq, a predicted model, not a curated record